GGAAGUUCCCCCUCCCUUCUGUCCCGCCGCUCGGUCCCCGCUGGGCUCCGCCAUGUCGCCGGUGCGGGCGCUGCUGGCGCUGCUGGCCGCGCUGGCGGCCCCCGCGGCCGGCUACUUCGUGAGCAUCGACGCGCACGCCGAGGAGUGCUUCCUGGAGCGCGUCCCGUCCGGCACCAAGAUGGGGCUCAUCUUCGAGGUGGCCGAGGGCGGCUUCCUCGACAUCGACGUGGAGAUUACAGGACCUGAUAAUAAAGGGAUUUACAAAGGGGAUCGAGAAUCCAGUGGAAAAUACACAUUUGCUGCUCACAUGGAUGGAACUUACAAGUUUUGCUUCAGCAACAGAAUGUCCACCAUGACUCCUAAAAUAGUGAUGUUCACUAUUGAUAUUGGAGAAGCUCCAAAAGGGCAAGACAUGGAGACAGAAGCUCAUCAGAACAAGCUAGAAGAGAUGAUUAAUGAGUUAGCAGUGGCCAUGACGGCUGUAAAGCAUGAACAGGAAUACAUGGAAGUUCGCGAGAGAAUACAUAGAGCAAUUAAUGACAACACAAACAGCAGAGUGGUCCUCUGGUCAUUCUUUGAAGCCCUUGUACUAGUUGCCAUGACACUGGGACAAAUCUACUACCUGAAGAGGUUUUUUGAAGUCCGAAGAGUUGUUUAAGAAAACUGUUCUGAUCCCAAAUUCUCAAUUCACCGUCUACCAAAACAUCUUGGUCACAAAAAAGUCACUUAGUUUCUAAACCCUCUUUUCUGAACUAUAAAACUUGCUUAAGUUCCUUCCUAGUUAAAAUGACAUGGUUUUAUAUAUCUUCUGUAGCAAAAGCUGUGCUCAAAUCUCUUGUCACUUAAUUGGCAUAAUUUUUUUUUUCACUUGAACUCUGCCUAGUCUGUAUGCUAAGCGAGGUCCAACAGACUGCAAAUGCUAUAAUUCUCCUGUAGUAAUAAGCAAUGUUACUGUCCUUUUCUAACUUUUGUGUUUUCUAUUUUCAUAAUCCAUUGCAAUCCUGUCUAGGGAAACGGUACAUGGCCCUAACGUGACUAUUUGCAUUCUUCGUAUCUUUAACUCCGCAGUAGAUGUUAUGGAAUCAAAAUAAACCCCUCUUCGCUUCCAUGUACUGCCAAGAAGGAGCAAACGAAACAGAACUUUAUUCUGAUAAGGAAUAGAAGACAGCUGAGAACUCCACUAUAGUAUGCAUACCUGGUUACUGUAAAAAAACAAAACCAAACCAGUAACUAUCUUAACUACACUGAUUUGUUCCCCACAUUUUUUUUAAUUAAAGAAAUUGAUAUUACAAUACAUUCUCUGCUCUUAUUAUCAGACGGUUAUCAUGUGGUUUUAGUCUUUUACAGGUUUCUAACUAGCAGAGCCAAUUGUGUGCAGUGUCUUGGCAAACCGUAGUUAUUAGCCCCUUGGUGUUUUCAGGUCCAAAGCUUUUACUAUUGGCACUAGUGCAGAAUGCAUUAGUGCUCAGGAAAUGUGGGUUCCUGAUGCCAAAGGGUUAAUGGUUCUUGAAGGUAUAUUGCAAUGCUAUGCAGCCCUUACAUUUUAAUUUAAGUGGCAUUCUUUGCCAUCAUCUGGUCAUAAUUAGCAUAAUGCUAAGUAUUGGUGUGUUUUCUUUAUUUCAGGCACAUGUGGAUUUUUGUUUUUGUAUAAACAACUCCUUUCUUUUCUUGGUAUCUGAUAAUGGAUUUGAAAAAUUAAAGAAGCGUCUGGUGUGGGUGCUGAGCCAGGAUUAUGUUGUGACUGAUGUAUAUUAGUUGUAAUCUUAUUUUUUGGGGGUGGGGGUAGGGUAUGGUCUUUUCAAGGGAGAAGCUCUACAAGUAACACACAACAGUUUUGUACAAUUAAUUUAAAAUUUGUUACAGGUUUUCAUGUUCCAAGUAAACUUUUCCAACCUUGGGCAGACGCUGACAGCAGUGCUUCGAAAAGGUGUUUGUUGCACCUUAAAGCAACUGUUGUGUGCCAAUAUUUUUGUGUGAAACACUUCAAAAUUGAAUUCUAAGAUGUACAUUUAAAAUUGCUUGUGAAUCUAAAUAUGACCCAGGUUCGAUUAAAUAAACACAUUCUUAAAAAAAAUCAA
Molecule: messenger RNA, 2078 nt
Organism: Alligator mississippiensis (American alligator)
Lineage: Eukaryota; Metazoa; Chordata; Crocodylia; Alligatoridae
Gene: TMED2
Product: transmembrane p24 trafficking protein 2
Exons: 4
Coding region: 53-658 (201 amino acids)
Biological process (GO): intracellular protein transport; endoplasmic reticulum to Golgi vesicle-mediated transport; Golgi organization
Cellular component (GO): endoplasmic reticulum; Golgi apparatus; endoplasmic reticulum-Golgi intermediate compartment
Source: RefSeq, a predicted model, not a curated record